GCUGUUCGUUGUCACAGUGUAGAACUAGGCUCUAUGGUUGGUUAUAAACGCGGGUUUGUAGGAGAAAUGUGAGAGGAAGAUGGCGACGUUGAAAGAGGAACAGUCGUACGGACUAUCUUGUGGUAGACUGAGUAACGGCAAAAACACGUCGAUAUUUCACGUUAAACUCACUGACAGCGCACUCAGAGCCAUCGAGAACUACCAAAGUAGCAAGGGAUCAACUCUUCAACCAUCCAUCCAAUUCACUGGAAGCCAAGGGAGAAUUAGGAUUCCUCGCAACAGGGCCACAGCGGAAGAAGGAUGUUUGGCAUUCAGCUUCUACCUGUCUCACGUGGGGCGGGAUGGGCCUCAGGGAAGCUUCGACUGUAUCCAGCAGUACACCGCAUGCGAUGGGGCUGUGGAGCUGGACUGCUUGGGUGUCAUCCAAGACAAGAUCACGGUGAACGCCACGGACGACUCGUACCAGAAGGCUCGGCAAAACAUGGCCCAGGUGGAGAAGGAGACAAGGCAGCGAGGAGCCAUCGUCAUCAAGCAAGGCGGACGCUGCAUCAGUAAGCGAGUGCAGAUCCGCAAGCCGGGGCGGGGUGGGUCAGGCCUGCCGGGCGUGAUGACCCCAACGUGGCGCUCCCAUCUGUCCCGCCAGGCGGCCGCCUCUCCUCCCGUGCGGACAGGAACGGGCAGACCCAAACAGGUGGGUAAUGAUGCGGCGGCGGCGGUGGCGGCGAUGCCGAUCCGGGCGCGUCUUGUCCACCUGCUGGUGCUGAAGCCAUACCGCCGGGCGGAGCUGGUGCUCAGGCUGGAGAGGGACGGGCUGGCCCCGGACGACAAGGACGCCAUCGACAACCUGCUGGCACAGGUGGCCAACCAAAAUGAGAGGAACCGCUCGUUCUCCCUGAAGGAGGAGGUGCUGGGUGAGGUGAAUAGGUCCUGGCCCGGGUACACAGUGGGAGACCAGCAGCUACUCAAGAGGAUACUGCUCACCAAGGCCAGGAAGUUGGGUCAGUCCCAGAACCUUCUGUCGUCACCGGCAACAGUGGAACUAACAAGAAGUCCACAAAGGGAGCAGGCAAAUUCGUCACCGUCACAGAGACGGCCAGCGCCAGAGUACAUCGACCCUGUAGCCAAUAAGAAGCCCCGUAUAUCUCACCUGGCCAGCCGAGGUGACAAUCAGGUAAAUGGCGCGCUGGCUCAGGAGAGAGCGGCCAGCCCGGCACCCACGGUUACCAUGGCAUCCGAGCCCCGCCUCCCGCGUCUGGAAAUCCCGCAUCCAUCUGAUCCUCUUGACGUGAGACCGGAUUCAGGAGCCAACGGCCGGGACUGUGAGGGUUCUAACACCUCUGCCCCGUCCGACAGACUAGGACAGACGUCAUGCGUCUCUACGACAACGCGUCAAUCCCUACCCGUGCUGCCGCCCUCCAUCCAGCCUGCUGACGCGUCGUCCGCAGCCUCCUCGCACAAGAGCAAGAGUCACAAGAAGACAAAGAAGCACAAAGACAAGGAGAGAGAGGGCGGCCGGGCGAAGGACAAGAGUAGAAGGAGGAGCAAAGAUGUGGACGGCACCACACCUGAGGAUGUGAACACUGCCGACGCUCUGACUAGAGUCACAGAUCUCAAUGGGUCGUAUGAACACCAAACUCUUACCACAACAGCAUCAGAUCCAGAGGAGUAUUUAAAAACGUACACUCGUAUCGUGUCCCAGGAGCAGCGGCAGAAGUACAAGAGCGACUUCAACGUGGAGUACAACGAGUACCGCAAGCUGCACGCCCACAUCGAGGCUGUGACGCGGCACUUCACCAUCCUGCACGGCCAGAUCAAGGAGCUGCAAAAGGACUCCGACCAGUACCAGACCAUUCGCAAUCAGAUAUUUCAAGAGUAUCGUCAAAUCAAAAAGGACAACCCCAACUACAGCCAGGACAAGAGUCGCUGUGAAUACCUACACCGCAAACUAGCACACAUCAAGAAAACCAUCGGGGAGUAUGAUCACAAGCAGCUGUAGUGCCUCUGCAGUGGGGCAUUGGAUGGUUUUUUUCUUUUUCUUUUUUUACGAAGUCUGGUUUCCAGAAGGCCAAUAGGUGGGCAACCACCUGGUUCUGUGGUCAGUCUUGACCAGACAGUAAAAUGAGCUGAAAAUGUUGUGGCUAAUAUGGACUGGUGUUGGAUCAUCACAGUCAUGGAUGAAACUGCCUUUACCACGAAGAAAGUGUUUAUGUUUGUCUCUUUAAAAGUGCAAUCGGUGACUAUGAGUAAUAAUGAUGUAUUUGCUUUUGUCUGGGUUUAUGCUUGAAGGUUUUUUCAAGCAUUUUUUAAUCUUGUGUAACUAAUUAAUAUUGGCAACAAAUGACUUAUCGAAAGAUGAGAGGGAUAAAUCGUCCCCCCUCAAGUGAUUUUAUUCUUUAGCUCUCCAGAGUAUGGGAUGAGUAAGAAGAAUGUUUUUUUUGUUUUAGUGUAUGCUGAGUAUACACAGUAAAUAGUAUCUGAUUUUUUUUUCAGUUAAAUGUAUAAGAAGCUGUUUAAUGUUACAAAAAAAAGUGUUUGCUGCGUGUUUACAUGACACCAAAAAUCACCGAUGGCACUUUUAAAGGGAUCAGUCCAAUUUGUUAAAACUGAAAUCUGAUGACCCAAAGACUCUUACUCUUGUCUAAUUACCAUGACAUGGUUUUGGGCUGUCAUUCUGAACACUGAACUUGGCAUUACACUGUUAAUCCCAUGCGCUGGAUGAGCAACCUUUACUACAGAUAUUUCUAGACUGUUCUGCCUCCUGCCCCAAUCCGUGAUGGAUCUUUUGCACAUGGACUUAAGGGAGUAUGAAGCUAAGAAGACUUUUCAACCAGCAUGUGUUUUUUAAUACUACGACUGUCCUUGACUUUGAUGGUUAUUUUUCCAGUAUGUUUUAUGAUUUAAUUUAUUGUUAAUAUGUUGUUUUUGUUUUCGUAAUUGUUAUGUGUUCUCUGUUAUCCUAAUGGAUAUGUACAAUCCUGGAUGUAAUAAAGAAAAGUGAUCCAUUUCUAUGUCUUACUUACUAGUAAAUUAUACAACAGUGUUAUACAUGUCCUGACAUACUGUCCAUGGCCUUUUUUUGCAAGUCAAUGUGUAUGGUAUUCUUUGGGAGCCAGGCCCAUGGAGUUGUGUCCAUUUUUUUUUUUUGUAAUCCUCAGUCUGUGAACAUCAACAAUCAAUGCCACUGACACAUGGAGACAGGCUCAAGUCAGUUUUUGGUGGGGAACAUUUGCUCCUUUGCAGCUGAAUAUUUUUGUCAAAGCAAAGUGAGCCAAUUAUGCAUGGAUAUUAUUUAUGACAAAACCGUGCAAAUGUUCUGUUUGCGACUGUGAUUUUACCAGACUGUUCCAAAGUCCUUGAUUAUGAGACGUAAUUACUAUAACAAGGAUUCACAUGGCGUCCCCUAUACCAAACACUUGUUUUGUUUUGUUUUCUUUUCCUGGUGGCCUUUUCGGUCUUGUGUCCUCUGUGUUCUCAAAAUUGUUGCCAUUGGAUUGUUGUGCAUCAUCUUCAGGUUGAUGUUGAUUUUGCACUUCUGUCUUACUGUUGCAUGCUGAAUGCACCAUGUUUCAGUUUUUGGCUCAGCUGUUCAGGAAGUUGAAAAUUAAACUUCAACACUUUGGGAAAUUACAUGUCACGUAUUUAUUGAUGCUUGUUGGAUGAGUUCUUGGUAGCCUACACGUGUGGGAAUGAGCCAGGUGCCCUUUUUAAUUGUGGUGUGGUUUCUAAAUAAAAGUAGCCUACAGGAAACCCAACUGUGUAAGCCCCUAAGGCUUCUU
This is a messenger RNA of Engraulis encrasicolus (European anchovy), 3776 nucleotides long. RefSeq names its product RNA polymerase II elongation factor ELL-like. The record is from RefSeq and is a predicted model, not a curated record. Bases 80 to 1996 code for a protein of 638 amino acids. Gene Ontology annotation, molecular function: cis-regulatory region sequence-specific DNA binding. NCBI's taxonomy places the organism in Eukaryota, Metazoa, Chordata, Actinopteri, Clupeiformes, Engraulidae. Gene Ontology annotation, cellular component: transcription elongation factor complex. Gene Ontology annotation, biological process: transcription elongation by RNA polymerase II; positive regulation of transcription elongation by RNA polymerase II; snRNA transcription by RNA polymerase II. The transcript has 13 exons.